CCUUCCCUUCCUUGGGCUUGCGUGGCUCUAGCAGGGCUGGAACGGGCAUGGCUUCAAGCGGCGGGGGGCUCAGGCGGCGGCUGGGGGGGCAGGCAGCGGCGGCGGAGGGGGCCGAGGCCCCGGGGCAGGGCCAGGCGGCGCCCCUCCGGCCGGCCCUGCGCCCUGGCACCUUCUGGCUGACGCGCCUGGCACUCCUGCGCGCCACCGCCGCCCUCUACUUCGUUGCAUUUUUGGUGGCUUACCACCAAAACAAGCCACUGAUCGGUGAGAAGGGUCUUUUGCCUGCUAAGCUGCACUUGGAGAACAUCAAACGCUACUUCAAAGGGAAGGUGAACAUGGAGGCUUUCAGCCACGCCCCAACGCUCAUCUGGUUCCUGGAUUGGUCCAGCAUGGACAGCAUCUUGGAUGGCUUCUCAUUGGCCGGCUUGGGAAUAUCAGCGUUCAUCUUGGUCACGGGCUGUGCCAACAUGAUUCUCAUGACUUCCCUGUGGGUGAUCUACCUCUCGCUGGUUAACGUUGGACAGACCUGGUAUUCCUUUGGUUGGGAAUCUCAGCUUCUCGAAACGGGUUUCUUAGGGAUUUUCUUGUGCCCAUUCUGGACGCUCUCCCGAUUGCCAAGACACACACCCCCUUCCCGCAUCGUCAUCUGGGGCUAUCGAUGGCUUAUCUUCAGAAUCAUGCUGGGAGCGGGAUUGAUUAAAAUUCGCGGGGAUCGCUGCUGGAGAGAGUUGACUUGCAUGAACUACCAUUAUGAGACCCAGCCGGUGCCCAACCCCGUCGCCUUCUAUAUGCAUCGGUCGCCUUUGCGGUUCCAUCAGUUCGAAACUCUCUUCAACCACUUCAUAGAGCUGCUGGUGCCAUUUUUUACCUUUCUGGGACGGCGCAUGUGCCUCCUCCAUGGGGUUCUGCAGAUGCUGUUCCAGGUGCUCCUCAUCGUUAGCGGGAACCUGAGCUUCCUGAACUGGUUGACCCUGAUUCCGAGCCUAGCCUGCUUCGACGAUGCCUCCUUGGGGUUUCUUUUCAGCUCCCAGGACAAGUCUGAAGUGCUGGAGAUUCAAAGAGAAGAGUCAAAAGAAAAAGAAACGUCUUUGAGAUACGGCUGCUACAUCCGAAAAGUUGUAAACAUAUCCUUUGGAAUCCUGAUUGCCUAUCUCAGCGUUCCAGUGGUGGUGAACUUGUUCAGCUCCCGCCAGAUCAUGAACACUUCCUUCAACCCGCUCAGGAUCGUCAAUACCUAUGGGGCAUUUGGAAGCAUCACCAAAGAGAGAACGGAGGUCAUCAUUCAAGGGACGUCCAGCCCAGACCCCAGUGACCCAGCUGCGGUUUGGGAGGAGUAUGAAUUCAAGUGUAAGCCUGGGAACCUGCAUCGGAGGCCCUGCUUCAUCAGCCCAUAUCACUAUCGCCUGGACUGGCUCAUGUGGUUUGCUGCUUUCCAGACCUACGAGCAGAAUGAAUGGAUAGUCCACUUGGCUGGAAAACUGCUGGCCAACGAGAAGGAAGUUUUGUCCCUGAUGGCCUUCAAUCCCUUUGAGGGCAGAGCGCCGCCAAGAUGGGUCCGAGGAGAGCACUUCCGGUACAAAUUCAGCCGGCCCGGAGGGAGGCAUGCUGGGGACGGAAAGUGGUGGAUCCGAAAGAGGAUCGGGCCGUACCUCCCACCUGUCAACCUGGAGGGGCUCAGGAAAUAUUUCGAUUCCCGUCAGUGGCCUCUGCCAUCCCAGAACUGAUAAGUGGAGCACCUCUUGGUCCUGUUGGGGCUGAAGUUAUGGACUGCCCAGGGCUCGCAAACCAUCCUUUUAAAAAAAAUGACCUGUCUUUCUUUGAAAACGUUUACAGUAAAGUACGCAGGGCAGGAGUGUAUGUCGGUUUGCUUCUGCCUCCGUUC
Molecule: messenger RNA, 1882 nt
Organism: Sphaerodactylus townsendi
Lineage: Eukaryota; Metazoa; Chordata; Lepidosauria; Squamata; Sphaerodactylidae
Gene: LMF1
Product: lipase maturation factor 1
Exons: 11
Coding region: 48-1724 (558 amino acids)
Biological process (GO): protein maturation
Cellular component (GO): endoplasmic reticulum membrane
Source: RefSeq, a predicted model, not a curated record